GUCGGGGAGGGAACGAUAAUUGUGUGAAGUUGUCAGAAUGUUGGGUUAAUUUGUUUUAAGGUAGCAUGAUGUAGUUCAGUAAUGAUGUACUAAUGAAUGCAAAGCUCGUUAAUAUAUAUUAACAAUUAUUGUAUUUUUAAUAAUAUUAAAUAAGCACAGACAAGGGAAGUAUGCACAUAGGUGCCUUCAAAAUUUUGAUCUGUAAAAUAAUAAAAGCUGUAACACCAAGUCUCUGUUUACGUGAUGGCCGAGAAAAUCCCAAGCAGUUCGCCAGGAAGUCACGAGAGGGUGUUAGAUGCAUUCAGCGGCCGCCCAUUUCCUCUGCAGGCGUGGGGGAAAAUGGUAAUAACUCCACUUCUAGGGCUACUGAAUCACAAUCACUUGCAGCUCUUGAGGCUUUGAUGAAUGAAUUUUUUGCUCCAGAGACUAGCAAUGACAGGAAACGAGAAAUUGAAACAGUGCUUCAUGACUUUAGUAACCAGCAAGGAGCAUGGAAACAUUGCAUUUAUUUUAUGUCACAUUCCAGCAAUCAGUAUGUCUGCAUGUACAGUCUGAAUACUAUUGAAAAAUUAAUUACAAAGCAGUGGCUUGGUCUUAUGUGGGAUGAACGUGCUCAAAUAAAGUCAAUGCUUUACCAGUUCGCUUUGGAACACCAUAAUACAGUACCAAAUUUCAUUCGAAAUAAACUAGUCAAGUUAGUUGUGGACAUUGCUCGGCUUGACUGGCCUCACUUCUAUCCAGAUUUUUUCACCAAUAUUUUACAACUGAUCCAGAAUCCAGAAACAACAGUUCUUGGUCUAGUCUUUCUGCAAACAGCAUCAGAGGAACUAGUUUGCCCAUGGGAAGAUCUAAGCAUUUCACGUAAAGAAGAGCUUCGGCGCCUGUUGCUGGCACACAUUCCCCAGGUUUUCUCCAUUCUCACAAAUCUGUUUGAACAAAUCGCACAGAAGCAACAACAACAUGGUGUUACAGCAACCCCUCCUCCAUCACCAACCCAUGGGCAGCCCAACUCAACAUCACCAGUUCAUUCAGGCUCUUUGCUGAGUUCAGUGCUUGGAAAUGGAAGGAAGUUCCACAGCUGUUUGGACACAGAUAGCGACACAAUUUGUUGCCUGGCCUUACAGGCACUGACACAUCUUCUUUCCUGGGUUCCUAUUUCAUCGUACAUUACGCCAAAUCUCGUAGCCUCACUUUUUCAACUAGCUAGCAUUACACAGGCUUCAUCUGCACAUGAAGGCCAUAGUGUUGGAAUGCUGGCAAUGGCUGCAAUAAAUGAAAUAAUGUACAAAAAUUGCAUACCUGUCUCUUGUGAGGAUUUUCUUUUGGGUGUUUUUCAACAGGCAAUGCAUUUAAUGAACAAUAUACUGCAAUCAGGGGGACUUGAGCACUUAGAAGAAAGUUACCAAGAGAAGAUAACAGAGUUUCUCAGAGUUUUUGUUGGCUUACACCUGCGACGCCUUGAAAAUAACCAAAAAUUCUCUUUAUUGGACUUUUUGUCAAUGUUAUUCAAGUAUACAUUCCAACAAUCAAGUCUGGAGCAUUUCUCUAAUUGCCUAGAAGUAUGGAACAUCCUUCUGGGGCAGCUGGAUACAGGGACUGAAAUGCUUACGACGACGUUUCAUGCAGCCUUGCUGUCUUUAGUGGAACAGAUAUUAAGAAAAAUACAAUUUAAAUUUAAUCAAUGUGAAUUGGAAGAACUGGAUGAUAAAACUCUGGAUGAUGAUGAGCAAACAGAAUGGCAGAAGUUUCUUCGGCAAAAUAUAGAAAUUGUCGCAAAAGUUGGUGAAUUUGCUCCAUUAGAUACAUACUCAUUAGUGUAUGAGCCAUGGAAGGAAGCAGCAAACAUCUACUUGCACCUUGAACAGGCUGUAGAUGUUUCAAAGCGUCAACUUUCAGUCACUGCCGAACAUGAGUGCGUUCGUCUCCACUGUCUACUGCGUGAUCUUUCUUCACUUACACAAUUGAUAGGUCGAAUGUAUCCACAUUUCAUUGGUAAAGUUCUUAGAACGCUAUUCCCUGAUGCACAACAGUUGGUGCUACAAUUAACAGGAAUGGCAACAUAUGCAUCUCGUGUUCAGUUGCAUCAUCUUCAUACAUCACCUCCCAUACUGACUGAGGACUUGGUAGAAGUCCAUUCCCAAGUUCUUGCUGCUCUAAAAGCCUGGUGUCACUGGAUUGCUCAGUUGAGGUCUGAAGGAAGUAUGAGGGCAGUAUAUGAACAAGUUAUGGUAGAUAUCAUACAAUCUGUUUAUCCAUUGCUGACUAAAGCUGGAGAGCCAGAAAGACUGUGCCAUUCAGCUGCACAUUUGCUGUUGUCAUUCACCAAUGUUGUAAGACCUUUGCGGCUGUGGGAAGCAGAUGCAAUAAGAGAAAUGUAUCAGAUUGUGCCAAGGAUGAACUAUCUCCAACCUGAGACAAAGCGGUUAGUGACACGAGCACUUUGUAAUACCUUACUGCUGUCUUGCCCAGGGGUACCUAAUAAUGAGCAAUGCUGGGAUGAACGACACAGGUUGCUGACAGAUCUUAUGGAUUCACUCACUGCCUGCUUUCAACAUGUGACACCAACUUCACCUCAUGCUCAAGAUGUAAUUACAAACACACUGCUGCUGCUUGGUGACCUGGUUGAAUCUGUUUGUUCGGAAAUAACAAAUACGAAGAAACUUCUGUUUUCUGUCAUUCAGGCAAAUAUACACAAAGCAUUAUCACUCUUCCCAGCAUAUGUGCGGACGCCUAAUGUUUGUGAAGCAAUACUUGAAUUCUUCAUGAAAGCAUUUGCAGGCUUACAGCAACAAUUAGGAGCAUCACUUACAGAAACAACUGUCCAAACAUUCCUGGAUGUUUUCACAAGAGAACAGUUAUCCACAUCUAUGGGACAGGAAGGUGGUGCUGGAGCUAGAGUUGUUGAAAAAUUUCUUCAGCUGCUGCAGCUUGUUAUAGCUGAGCCAGCUGCUUCAUUUAAGCGCUUUGUGCCCAGCACUAUCACACUUUGCCUGGAACAUGUGUAUCCUCUUGUUGCAGAAUCUCCCUCACCAGAAAUAAAGCCUGCUUUGUUCGGGCUGCUGCAUGCUGUAAUGAUGCACAAAUGGCAAUAUUUCUAUAACACGCCUCUUCUUCAAGCACUUAAUCAAAAUGCUGGAUCAGAACAUAUUGACAACAGAGAACAAUUGAUUUCUAUUCUUAGAGCAUAUGGGCAGUCAUUGCUGCAACCAGAUAUUAAUAUUUUUGGCCAGAACCUGAAAAGUCUUGAGCAAAUAAACAUCAAAUGGAAACUUUACCAUAGAAGUAUCUUCCAGGAAGAGUUGCUGGGGCAGUUUUUGACAGUAUUAUUUCAUUCACUUAUACACAAAUCUCAUGCUUUGCUGGAAGAAGAAAUUACAACAGCAAUGUACAACAUGGCAUCUGUAAAUUUUACUGCCUUCUACAGUGAAUAUCUCCCCAGGUUUCUGCAGUCUACCGAGGGUUUGGAUAAUGAUCAAAAGGAGAUUUUACAAAGAAAUUUCAGGCAAGAAGUGGACCUUCCAUCGUUUACCCAGAACGUGCAGAGAUUGGUAAAUGAUCUACGAUGUUAUAGGCUGUGUAAUAGCAGUCUUCCUGGGGGCAGUGUAAAACUCUGAACUUUAUAGUGUACAGUCAUAUAAAUGGCUUUAGCUUUGCAGUGUAAAGUGGACCAAUAUGUGUAACUUUUUAUAUUCUUCAUAAGGCUUUUGUGAAUUUUUAUAUUGCUAAUGAUGAUUAGGAUGAAAGUCCUGAAUCAAAAAGAUUGUCUUAUUAUGUAUUUUGCUGUUAUUAAACUUCUUAUAGAAGAAGAAUGGUGCAAAUUUUCUUAUUUUGUAUAGUUGUGUAUUGUUCACAGAUAUAAAAUAGAAAUCUGAAAGAA
Messenger RNA from Schistocerca serialis cubense, 3877 nucleotides. RefSeq names its product exportin-6-B (gene ebo). The transcript has 20 exons. Gene Ontology annotation, molecular function: small GTPase binding; nuclear export signal receptor activity. The coding region runs from base 171 to 3614 and encodes 1147 amino acids. The record is from RefSeq and is a predicted model, not a curated record. Gene Ontology annotation, biological process: protein export from nucleus. Lineage: Eukaryota; Metazoa; Arthropoda; Insecta; Orthoptera; Acrididae.